Penicillium bovifimosum is the source of this 216-nucleotide messenger RNA. The record is from RefSeq and is a predicted model, not a curated record. NCBI's taxonomy places the organism in Eukaryota, Fungi, Ascomycota, Eurotiomycetes, Eurotiales, Aspergillaceae.
AUGCCACAGGACACUUUUCCCUUUCCUAUCUCAUCCAACUCCUUGUUAAACAUAAAUCUGCUCACCAUCAUGUUCAGUACAUACGACCAUAGGGUGUGGAAAACAGGGCUUCCCGUCCGCUCAGCCGUACUUAAGCCACACGCCGGUGAGUUAGUAGUUGGGUGGGUGACCACCAGCGAAUCCUCACUGUUGUAUGUUUUUGCUUUUGAAACAUAG